Molecule: messenger RNA, 822 nt
Organism: Oncorhynchus tshawytscha (Chinook salmon)
Lineage: Eukaryota; Metazoa; Chordata; Actinopteri; Salmoniformes; Salmonidae
Product: early nodulin-75-like
Exons: 3
Coding region: 1-822 (273 amino acids)
Source: RefSeq, a predicted model, not a curated record
AUGAAAUAUAAGGGGACUUACGGGCCUCAGCACAAGGCCGCCCGGUUGCAGUACGGGCCUCAGCACAAGGCCGCCCGGUUACAGUACGGGCCUCAGCACAAGGCCGCCCGGUUACAGUACGGGCCUCAGCACAAGGCCGCCCGGUUACAGUACGGGCCUCAGCACAAGGCCGCCCGGUUACAGUACGGGCCUCAGCACAAGGCCGCCCGGUUACAGUACGGGCCUCAGCACAAGGCCGCCCGGUUACAGUACGGGCCUCAGCACAAGGCCGCCCGGUUACAGUACGGGCCUCAGCACAAGGCCGCCCGGUUACAGUACGGGCCUCAGCACAAGGCCGCCCGGUUACAGUACGGGCCUCAGCACAAGGCCGCCCGGUUACAGUACGGGCCUCAGCACAAGGCCGCCCGGUUACAGGCCGCCCGGUUACAGGGCCUCAGCACAAGGCCGCCCGGUUACAGGACGGGCCUCAGCACAAGGCCGCCCGGUUACAGGACGGGCCUCAGCACAAGGCCGCCCGGUUACAGGACGGGCCUCAGCACAAGGCCGCCCGGUUACAGUACGGGCCUCAGCACAAGGCCGCCCGGUUACAGUACGGGCCUCAGCACAAGGCCGCCCGGUUACAGUACGGGCCUCAGCACAAGGCCGCCCGGUUACAGUACGGGCCUCAGCACAAGGCCGCCCGGUUACAGUACGGGCCUCAGCACAAGGCCGCCCGGUUACAGUACGGGCCUCAGCACAAGGCCGCCCGGUUACAGUAUGGGCCUCAGCACAAGGCCACCCGGUUACAGUACAGCAGACCCUGGCCGUUACCCCACUCUCUGA